GGUUAGUCGCCAUUUUAAGAAUUUCGACCUGCAAAGACCGGUAGGAGGUGGUUGUUACGCAGUAGGUCUAAAACGUUUUGAUAUUUUAAUAAUAGUUUUCGCGGACAUUAGAAUCAAUGUCUCGAUUUAACAAUAAUCGCGGAGGGAUGAAUCAUUUCCAGCCACGCAGAGGCGGUGGGCCCGGCGGACCGAUGCGGGGUGGACUAAUGGGAAACCCAAAUUUUAGGAACCAUCCCUUUCAAAAUCAGAACCAAAAUCGAAGAGGACCAAAUAAUAACUUCAACAGACCGCCUAAUCAGGGACCACAGAUGACUCCCCAGAAGCCACAACAGAACCAGUCAUUGCCUAUCAUCCCUCCUCCGAGUCCCGGUCCGGCUCUUACGAUGAAAGGCCCGAUGCAGCAGCAGAAACCGGCACAGCAACAGCAGGAGCAACGGAAACCGGCAACACCUGCGCCUCAGCCGAAGAUUCAGUCCCCACCGCCGAAACCUAACCUGACCUCCCCUCAAGCUAACCAGGCCAACAAGAACCAGAACCAGCAGCUGAAGUCACCAAUAGGAAACGCUAACGGACAGCAGCAGAAGCAGCCUCCGCACCCGAGCCCGAAGACCGGGCCACAGCAGGGCCAGAAGACAGGCCCGCAACAGGGCCAGAAAACAGGUCCGCAACAGGGCCAGAAGACAGGCCCGCAACAGAGCCAGAAGACAGGCCCGCAACAAGGCCAGAGGACAGGCCCGCAACAAGGCCUAAGGACAGGGCCACUGGAGACAAAGCAAGACCGAGUGGAGCCGGAGAAAAAGUCCACAAGCACGGAUGCAGCGGAGUCAGGCCGGAACCUGACACAGCAGGGCUUCAAGGCACCGCUGUCCAUGCUACUGAAACCCGGUGAGAAGACAUACACACAACGCUGUCGUCUGUUCAUCGGUAACCUACCCAGCGACAUCACAGAGGAACAAUUCAAGAAGUUGUUUGCGAAAUAUGGAGAGCCCAGCGAGGUCUUCAUCAACAAAAGCAAAGGCUUUGGUUUCAUUCGACUGGAGUCCCGUGCGCUUGCAGAGAUAGCAAAGGUAGAGUUAGAUGACACGCCGAUGAAAGGCAGACCUUUGCGUGUCCGAUUUGCCACACACUCUGCAGCCCUGUCUGUGAAGAAUCUGUCACCGUUUGUUUCCAACGAGCUUCUGGAAGAAGCUUUCUCACAGUUUGGAAUGGUUGAGAGGGCCGUUGUCAUUGUAGAUGAUCGCGGGCGCUCCAUAGGCAGGGGCAUUGUUGAGUUUGCGUCCAAACCGGCUGCCAGAAAGGCCCUGGACCGGUGCAAUGAGGGCGUCUUCCUUCUCACCACGUCACCCCGGCCUGUUAUUGUUGAGCCUCUGGAGCAAUUUGAUGAUGAAGAUGGUCUUCCAGAGAAAUUGGCUCAGAAGAACCCCAGAUAUCAAGCAGAGCGUGAAGAGCCUCCCCGCUUUGCUCGUCCAGGCACUUUUGAAUUUGAGUACUCUAAGCGCUGGAAGUCACUUGAUGAAAUGGAGAAACAGCAGAGGCAGCAGGUGGAGAAGAACAUGCGUGAGGCCCGUGAGAAGCUUGAGAGUGAAAUGGAGGAAGCAUACCACGAGCACCAGGCCAAUCUUCUCCGACAAGAUCUGCUGAGGCGGCAGGAGGAGCUGCGGCGUAUGGAGGAACUGCACAGUCAGGAGAUGCAAAAGAGGAAGGAGAUGCAGCUCAGACAAGAGGAAGAGCGACGCAGGCGGGAGGAAGAGAUUCUUCGUAAGAGAGAGAUGGAAGAACAGAUGCGCCGUCAGCGUGAGGAGAACUACAGGAUGGGCAACUUCAUGGAUAGGGACAGGGAAAUGAGAAUGAAUCCCAGUGGAUCUUUGGGCAUGGGUGAUAUGCCAUUUGGUGCAUCCAACCAGAAGUUCCCCAUGGGUGGAAUGGGCUUUGAGGGACAGCAAGGAAUGGGACCAUCCUCAGGAGGCUUGAUGGGCAACGACAUGCGCAAUGAGCGCUUUGCCCAGGGCGGUCCUAGGGGAAUGGGUCCUGGUAACCCUGGGUAUGGCAGGGUCCGUGAGGAGUUUGAUGGUCCUGCUAAGAAAGCCCGUUUUUAAAUGCUGCUCUUUGAUCCCAGCAGCAACAUUUGUAUAGAUUCUCCAAACAAUGUUGAGUCGCAUUUCUUGUAUUUAAGUUUAAAUUGUUGCUAUAUUUUAGCCUGACAAUUUGCUCAUUUUAUGACAAAGUCAAUAUUUUCAUUUUUUUAUUUUGUAUUGUCAGUAGUAUGGAAAGGUAGGUCACCCUCGUGUGAUCCGUUAGUUCUUUCUGACCCAUGUACAAUUUUCUUUUCUAGCUGUAUUAUGCUCUGUGAGUCGUCGUGAAGUGAUAAUUGUAACACUUUUCUCAACUUUCUAUGGCUGUGUUUUGUGCCAUACAUUUGGAGUCAAAGCAUGUAUUAUAAUAAAGACAAAUUGGUUCUA
Toxotes jaculatrix (banded archerfish) is the source of this 2459-nucleotide messenger RNA. It is a transcript of the gene sfpq, whose product is annotated as splicing factor proline/glutamine-rich. Gene Ontology annotation, cellular component: nucleus. The record is from RefSeq and is a predicted model, not a curated record. Gene Ontology annotation, biological process: regulation of DNA-templated transcription. The coding region runs from base 117 to 2096 and encodes 659 amino acids. Lineage: Eukaryota; Metazoa; Chordata; Actinopteri; Toxotidae. Gene Ontology annotation, molecular function: RNA binding. The transcript has 10 exons.